CAAAAGAAGGCCCGCACGGACCUCCGUCUGUGUGCGCAGCGCCACCAAAGCGAGCCCCUCCCCCAUCCCGUCCCAAGCGCCGGUAAACUUCCGUCUCCGCGCACGCCCCGAUCUCCAUUCCCCGAAACCCUAGCCGCCCUCGGCCGCUUCCCUGUCGCGGUCGCGCCCCUCGCCUCUCUGCGCGUGGGCGGCGGCGGAGAUGGCCUCGUCGUCGUCGGCGUCCUCGAGGCACCAGGUCACCAUCACCCUCGGCCGCAGCGGUCAGGUUGUCAAAAGGAGGGCUAUAUCUGAUACUAUUAAUGAUGAUGAAGUGCCAUUCUCAGGGAAAAAGCGAUCUUUGAGGGAGAGAUUAGGAACUAAUGUGGCUGAUUCUGAUUUUUAUGAAAGCCGGCAUAGAAACAAAAGGCAACAGACAGAAAGUAAUAGCUCCCUUGGAGAUGAUGGUUCAGAUCGCCAUGUCGGCAAGGAUGACCUGAGACUGAAACUUAUGAGGAAAGGCUUGUUACAGAGGAGCAAUGGUGGCGCAGAACAGAAUGGAGUGGAUCUCCGUGAAAAGCUUUCCCGAAACCAUAAGAAUUUGCCGAGAUACGAUGCAAGUGGCCGUGCUCCAGAAUCAAGGGCUAGGUAUGAUAUGAGAGACAACCCCGUAGAGUUAAGGUCUAGAUAUUCUUCGAGGGAGGGUGUCCUAGCAUCAAGACCCUCUCCUGUUGCAAGUCGAAUUCCUUCUGCAAGAAGUGUGGAUGAUUUGUUGAAGUUGGAUUCUUCAAGAAAACCUUACUCCUCAUGGACAGCCGAUGGUUUGAGGCACAGAUCACCUGAAAGGCUUACAAGUGUUCGGGGUGAUGCGUCUCCACCAAGAGCUUUUGAUCAGAUUAGGCCCAUGCCAUCCCAUAGAUCUGCUGGUUCUUUAAGACCUCAAAGUCUUAUUACAAGAGAUGCUCCUGACACAUCAAGAACCCAAACUUAUGCUGGCAAAUCCACCAUUUCUGUCGAUACAGUACCGAAAGCUAAUGGAAUCACUCCGUCUAGUGCAGCUCUGCCUACAGCCCCUGUUAUGACAGAAGUCCCACAAACGGUUACUGGAUUGCUGAAUUCUCUGGGACUUGAGAAGUAUCUUGUUCUCUUUCAGGCUGAGGAGGUGGAUAUGGCUGCAUUGAGGCAAAUGGGAGAGAGCGAUCUCAAAGACAUGGGGGUACCUAUGGGCCCGAGGAAGAAGAUUCUCCUUGCAUUAGGUCCUCAGUCAAAACAACGGCAAAGAUGAGCAGCAUGGUCUGGGUAUUGGAAACUUGAAAACAUUUGUUGGCAACCACAAAUUGUUGAUGUAACUUAAGAAUGCCUUAUUGCAGAUCUUGUAUAUCUGUAGUGUUUUGUCUUAGUUCUCCCUUUUGUUGCUGAUAGAUUAAGUUCGUGCCUUUGUUGACACGUGUAAAGUCUUAUCUGUCAGCUGUUAAGAAUAGCAGGCUUGAAACAGGUGGAGAAUUACCAGUCUGGAAUUUGGUGGGGGAUAUAUGAGAACGGCCAUGGUCGCAGUGCAUCUUUCAUAUA
Molecule: messenger RNA, 1545 nt
Organism: Setaria italica (foxtail millet)
Lineage: Eukaryota; Viridiplantae; Streptophyta; Magnoliopsida; Poales; Poaceae
Product: ankyrin repeat and SAM domain-containing protein 6
Exons: 7
Coding region: 200-1261 (353 amino acids)
Molecular function (GO): protein binding
Source: RefSeq, a predicted model, not a curated record